This is a messenger RNA of Procambarus clarkii (red swamp crayfish), 4144 nucleotides long. The record is from RefSeq and is a predicted model, not a curated record. NCBI's taxonomy places the organism in Eukaryota, Metazoa, Arthropoda, Malacostraca, Decapoda, Cambaridae.
GGGGGCGCCGCCUGGUGGCCGAGGGUGACACUAGAGGUUGAUGGGAGGAUCCGUAUCCCGGCUGACCUACACCACCUCCACGAUAUUGUCCUCCUUCCUCGCCUCCUGCUCUGCUCUGCCCUCUACCCUCACGCUCAAGUAAACGUACAUUUCUACAAUGACGGACUCCAAGUACUUCACAACCACCAAGAAAGGUGAAAUCUUUGAACUGAAAUCAGAGUUGAAUAGUGACAAAAAGGAAAAAAAGAAAGAGGCUGUGAAAAAAGUCAUCGCGUCUAUGACUGUUGGGAAAGAUGUAUCGGCUCUGUUUCCUGACGUGGUCAAUUGCAUGCAGACAGAUAAUCUGGAACUAAAGAAGCUAGUUUACCUUUAUCUUAUGAACUACGCCAAGUCCCAGCCAGAUAUGGCCAUUAUGGCUGUAAACACAUUCGUUAAGGACUGUGAGGACCCUAAUCCUCUAAUUCGAGCUCUGGCUGUGCGCACAAUGGGAUGCAUACGAGUUGACAAGAUAACAGAAUACCUCUGUGAGCCAUUGCGAAAGUGCUUGAAGGAUGAAGACCCAUACGUACGGAAGACGGCAGCCAUCUGUGUUGCUAAGCUGCAUGAUAUUAAUGCCUCCAUGGUGGAAGACCAAGGCUUCCUUGAUCAGUUGAAGGAGCUUCUCUCUGAUUCUAAUCCAAUGGUUGUUGCAAAUGCUGUUGCAUCCCUUACUGAAAUCAAUGAAGCCAGCAGCUCGGGACAGCCAUUGAUGGAACUUAAUGCAGCAACGAUGAACAAACUUCUCACCGCCCUCAAUGAGUGUACUGAAUGGGGCCAGGUGUUUAUCCUUGAUGCACUCUCUCAGUAUAGCCCAAAGGAUGAGAGGGAGGCACAAAGUAUCUGUGAGCGCAUUACACCUCGUCUUGCACAUGCAAAUGCUGCUGUGGUCCUGUCUGCAGUGAAAUGCCUCAUGAAAUUCAUGGAGUUGAUGGUCAGUGACUCUGAAUUUGUUAAAAACCUGACCAAAAAACUGGCUCCACCAUUGGUAACUCUUCUGUCAUCUGAACCUGAAGUUCAGUAUGUUGCUCUUAGAAACAUCAACCUGAUUGUCCAGAAGCGUCCUGACUUGCUGAAACACGAGAUGAAAGUUUUCUUUGUCAAAUACAAUGAUCCUAUAUAUGUCAAGCUGGAGAAGCUGGAUAUCAUGAUUCGCCUGGCAUCUGAAGCCAACAUUGUUCAAGUUUUAUCUGAACUGAAGGAGUACGCCACAGAAGUUGAUGUUGACUUUGUGCGAAAGGCUGUUAGAGCUAUUGGGCGCUGUGCUAUCAAGGUUGAGACAUCUGCAGAGAGAUGCGUUUCUACACUUCUUGAUCUUAUUCAAACUAAGGUGAAUUAUGUGGUUCAGGAGGCCAUUGUGGUGAUCAAGGAUAUUUUCCGCAAAUAUCCCAACAAAUACGAAAGUAUCAUUUCUACCCUCUGUGAAAAUCUUGAUACCCUUGACGAACCUGAAGCCAGGGCAUCAAUGAUUUGGAUCAUUGGAGAAUAUGCUGAACGUAUUGACAAUGCAGACGAGCUUCUUGAGAGCUUUUUGGAAGGUUUCCAUGAUGAAAAUACACAGGUGCAGCUACAGCUUCUCACUGCAAUUGUGAAGCUCUUCCUCAAACGUCCCACCGACACACAGGAAUUAGUUCAGCAGGUGUUGAGUUUGGCAACACAGGACUCCGACAACCCUGAUCUGCGAGACCGAGGCUUCAUAUACUGGAGGCUACUAUCCACAGAUCCCGGCGCUGCUAAAGAAGUUGUCCUCGCAGAGAAGCCACUCAUUGCUGAAGAAACUGAUCUGAUUGAACCCACACUCUUAGAUGAGCUGAUCUGCCACAUUGCUUCUCUUGCAUCAGUCUAUCACAAACCUCCGUCUGCCUUUGUGGAAGGACGUACUGGUCUUCGUAGGGCACUUCCUAAGUCAUCUGGUGGAAGUGACAAUGACUCGGCUGGUGAUCAGCCGCAGCAGCAGCAACCACAGCAGACUGUUAUCCCGAACCAGGAUUCCCUUAUUCCAGACCUUCUCAAUAUGGACAUCAAUGCUCCCCCUGUUGUACCAGCAGUGCAGUCAGCUUUCUCUGGUGGUACCUUGGACCUCCUGGGCGGAGGUCUUGACUCCUUGUUGGGAGGAGCAGCAGCCGAGGUAGGAAGUGCUCCAGCCCCUCCAGUAGCUGCUACAUCAACUGCAGGUGACACAGGCCUUCUAGGGGACAUCUUUGGUAUUGCAUCCUCGUCUGCACCAGUUUACUCUGCGCCUAAGCAAAUAUGGCUGCCAGCAAAUCGUGGAAAAGGAAUGGAGAUUGCAGGCACAUUUUCCCGCAGAAAUGGCAUAAUUUCAAUGGAUUUGACUUUGCACAAUAAGGCUAUGCAACCCAUAACAGGAUUUGCCAUUCAGCUCAAUAAGAAUAGUUUUGGUAUUACACCAGCUGCACCACUCAAUGUUCCUGCUCCUCUAGCUCCUAAUCAGUCAAUAGAUGUGAGCCUUACUCUCAGUACUAGCGGUCCUGUCCAGCGCAUGGAUCCUCUCACAAAUUUGCAGGUAGCCAUAAAGAACAGUGUGGAUGUGUUCUACUUUGCAACAGUUAUGCCCAUGCAUGUAUUCUUCUGUGAAGAUGGGGCAAUGGACAAGCGUGUGUUCCUCUCCACGUGGAAAGACAUUCCAAGUCAAAAUGAAGUUCAGUUUAAUAUUGAAAACAUUAACAUGAAUGCUGAUGGCUUAUCAACUACGGAUGGAAUCUCUAACAAGCUGCAGAGUUCCAAUAUUUUCACAAUUGCAAAGCGCAAUGUGGAAGGUCAGGACAUGCUGUACCAAUCAAUCAAGCUGACCAAUGGAAUCUGGGUUCUUACAGAACUUAAAGUGCAGCCUGGCAACACUACUAUUGUGCACGACUCCGUCAACUUGACUGCCAGCUUCAAAUGUAAACAAAAAGCUAGUGCGUUUGAUGACUUAUCUCUGAAGUCGAGGGCGACAGAUGUAGCUCAAGGAAUCUUUGAAGCAUUUGAUGGCAUCCUUCAUUUCUAGUGUUAUGUAUUGUAUUCAUUAGGCCAUAAGCUUGUGUAUAAAAUAUAUAUACUGUACUUAUUUGAUGCAAACAUUGUAUAUGAAAUUGAUAAAGAAAAUUAUUUACUUUUCAUAAAGUACAGGCCUUAAUUGUUAUCUUGUCCUUUGCUGAUCAUUUAUAUAUAUAUAUAUAUAUAUAUAUAUAUAUAUAUAUAUAUAUAUAUAUAUAUAUAUAUAUAUAUAUAUAAUAUUAAUAUAAAAAUACUGAAAACUACACCCUCUCCACAAAAUCAACUACCAGGUACGCCAAGGUGCAUAGUGCUCCUGGCUCUCUGGGUUCAAAUCCUUCUGGGGUAUGAAGUUUUCAGUUGCAUAUUGGCUUGAGACCCAUUCAAGCUUGUUCACAUAUACAUAUAUCACUAAGAACUCUAUUUGACCUGGCCAGGAUUCAAACCCAUGCUGUCCCUUAAAUGUACACAGUACAUUUAAGGGACAGCAUAUAUAUAUAUAUAAGGGACAGGGAUAUAUAUAUAUAUAUAUAUAUAUAUAUAUAUAUAUAUAUAUAUAUAUAUAUAUAUAUAUAUAUAUAUAUAUAUAUAUAUAUAUAUAUAUAUAUAUAUAUAUGAUGUAUAUAUAUAUAUAAUUAUCCUUCUGGGGUAGAUAUACAAGGGCUGUAUGAAUGUGCAAGCCAUUAAUCACCAAGAACUCUCUUGACCAGACCAGGAUGGGCCCCCUCCCUCUGGUGUACAGGGUGUACAUCUCUGAGGGGAAUGGGGGUGAUCCUAGGCCAAAAAAAAGUUCUUAGUGAUAGAAUACACAUAUUAAACCACUGUGAAUGGAAAUAUUUUUCAUCUGAGCUUGAUUUUGGGAUUAUUCCCUUCAUUCAUGAGGAAAUAGAUUAAUCCUGGAAGCAUGUUCAGAUGAUGUACCAUUCUGUUCAUUGUGGUUUAAUUUGCAUUUUUGAAGAUCAGUGUUGUGAUGUCGCAGUAUGUACUGCCUACUUGUCAGUGAGUCAUUCCAUUUUAUCCUGAAAAUGAUGUAAUUCUAUAGUAUUAAUGUAAAAAUGUUAUGAUAGUAUCCUAUAAUAAAUAUUUAAGUCUUCAAAGAUUCCCUUACUCCAAA